UGGGGUCUGCAUCGGAGCGCCAGUUGCACUAUUGGUCGCACAAUUAUUCACGAUGGAUUCUAGAGAUAAACAUCCACCCACUUCGAGACAAAACAGGGGAUAUCCUGGCGUAGAUACGAUACGUAGAACAGCCACGCGUACAUCAUCUCCCCUAGAAGAACAUCCAGAUCGAACAGUAGCUUUAGGACCAGUAAUCUCUACACCCGAAACAGAAUCGAUAACACCAUCACCAGGCUGUAGAGAUACUCAACAACGCACAGUCGUCAUUCGUAACAUUAAUCAAAACACAUCAAAUCCAUUUAUAUCAACUCAACCAACACCAAUGGAAUUGGAUGAGGGGAUGUCGGUUGGGGACAGAGUCUUUUUCCGCCCCACGGACCCUUCAUCAGAUCAACGGCCAGUCAUAAAUCAACCUCGUGAUGCUAACAAGCAUCCUAAAACUUCUCUAUCUUCUAUAAUUCUCGGUGCUUCAAUAAUGACCAA
This is a messenger RNA of Didymodactylos carnosus, 483 nucleotides long. NCBI's taxonomy places the organism in Eukaryota, Metazoa, Rotifera, Eurotatoria, Philodinida, Philodinidae. The record is from the annotation of a GenBank genome assembly.